Coregonus clupeaformis (lake whitefish) is the source of this 2516-nucleotide messenger RNA. Its product is annotated as cyclic AMP-dependent transcription factor ATF-1. Gene Ontology annotation, cellular component: ATF4-CREB1 transcription factor complex; nucleus. Gene Ontology annotation, biological process: regulation of transcription by RNA polymerase II. Bases 788 to 1705 code for a protein of 305 amino acids. The record is from RefSeq and is a predicted model, not a curated record. The transcript is spliced from 8 exons. Lineage: Eukaryota; Metazoa; Chordata; Actinopteri; Salmoniformes; Salmonidae. Gene Ontology annotation, molecular function: DNA-binding transcription factor activity, RNA polymerase II-specific; protein binding; RNA polymerase II cis-regulatory region sequence-specific DNA binding.
AGCUACAUCCCUGCCGGCCAUUCCCUCCCCUACCCUGGACGACGCUGGGCCAAUUGUGCGCCGCCCCAUAGGUCUACCGGUCGCGUCCGGCUACUACAGAGCCUGGAUUCGAACCAGGAUGCAGUGCCUUAGACCACUGCGCCACUCGGGAUCUUGCCAUCAUUUCUUUACAUGUAGACAAUGCCAAAAUAAAUGGAAAAACUGUUUCUGGAUGCUCAUCACAAAAAGUACUGUAAAUGUUUGUCUUUUUUGAGUUUCUUCAGGUAAUGAUUCGUAGGGUAAUACUUAUGGAUAAUUCUGAACGAGACCUCUUUGACCUUUCACUACACUUUCUUUAAAUUCAUUUUUUUAACAAGACAGCUUUAAAACAAUAGCUCUCUGAUUAAUUUCUCUUUCAUGAGAUACAGUUGUUUGCAUCAUCUCUUAUUGUUUUGUUUCUUUUUGCGUUAAAAUGAUCUUUAUUUCAUAUUCAAUGGACUAUAUUUUAAACAGAGGAUUAACAUCAAUACAAUACAUCACAUUUACAUUUCAAAAUACAGAAAGAUUGAGAAUGAUUUUUACACUUUCCUUGCUGUGGCAAUCACAGUACUCAAAGGAAACAAUUACGUCAUAUGUGUUUCCUGGGCCUCCUUCCUUUAAAAAAAAAAUAUUUUAACAAAAAAAAAAGAAAUGCUGCCGCGCCGCCCUUUAAUUUAGCAAUUAGCCAGCAACAAUCCCCCCUUGUUUAUACUCGCUUUUGAGAUAAUCAACGCAAUUGCUGAGGCCCACGAAGGAUUUGAAAGUGACCAUGGAAGAGGUGCAGAACAGCAAUGGCACUGAGACACAGACUGUCACCUUCCCCACCACCAUCACAGCCUCACAGAUUUCACAGAUAGCCCAACAGAUGGCUCUGGGGGGCUCUCCUGUGACGGUGGUCCAGCUCCCUGGGGGUCAGUUCCAGGUGCAGGGGGUGAUCCAGUCGUCGGUCAUCCAGUCCCCACAGGUGCAGACUGUUCAGGGCCAGGGCUCAGACAGUGACGACUCCCAGGACUCCUCAGACAGUGGAGCCUACGCCCAGAAGACCAGAGAUAUACUGGCCAGACGGCCCUCCUACAGAAAGAUCCUCAAUGAGCUGUCUGCUGAGGAGGUGGCGUCACAGAACGAGGGAGAGGGUGACAACCCUGCUUCCUCUGGCAUGACCACAGUUACAAUGCCCAACACCCAGACAAUCUACCAGACCAGCAGCGGCCAGUACAUUACCAUUGCCCCUAACGGCACCAUUCAACUGGCCAACACGGGGUCAGAGAGCCUUCAGGGGUUACAGACUCUCACCAUGACCAACUCAGGCCAACAGCAGGGCACCACCAUCCUACAGUACGCCCAGACGCCCGACGGACAGCAGAUACUCGUGCCCAGCAACCAGGUGGUCGUACAGAGUGCAGGAGGAGAGAUGCAGACGUACCAGAUCCGCACGGCGCCCACAGCGCAACAGACCGUGGUCAUGACUUCCCCUGUAGGAAUGUCUGAGCAAAAGACUGGCAACCCCACCAUGAAGAGAGAGAUCCGCCUCGCCAAGAACAGGGAAGCGGCACGUGAGUGUCGCAGGAAGAAGAAGGAAUACGUCAAGUGUCUCGAGAACCGUGUGGCCGUGCUGGAGAACCAGAACAAGACUCUCAUUGAGGAACUCAAGACGUUAAAGGACCUAUACUGUGUCAAAACAGGAUAACAAGGAGGACAAGAAGAGAAGCCAGCCAGCAAGCGGGACUUUUACCGUCAGCGAGCGGCUCUGCUCUGCCACAUGGACAAUGCGGGGUUAACCGGGGAACACCUUUCAUUUCAGACCUGAAAUCACCCUCCUCAGUUUGUUUUAUACUCUUUGUUUUAACAAACGUGUCGCGAGCGGUGGCAAUGGGAUGUGUCCAUAUAAAAGACAAUGAAAGGGUGUGAAAGAGAGGUUGGCUGUUUUUAAUCAAAGUUUUUUUUUUAGCUAAUGGAUUGGAUAACUAACGCUUAAAUGUUUAUAUUUGUGUAUAUUUUAUGAGCACAUGGGAGGCGUGAAUUGUGAGCUUUAUCAUUGACAUUCAAUUUCCAAUUGUGUCCCCCUUUGCCAGAAUCAGCUCCUUAUGUUCCCCCCCCAAUUUGUUUAAAGAAAAGUGUAGCAGUAGGAUCAAUCUGCUGUUUUUAACAUCAAACAAUUUGCAGCCAAAUUGUUAUUGUAUGGUUACAAUUCAUGUAUCUUAUUGCAUGGUGUGAUUCAUGUAUCUUUUAUGUGAACCAGCUAUUUCCACCCCCACCCCCCUUUCUUUCCCCCAUGAGGAAAUGUUACAAGUCUCAUUCCUUACCCUUGUCCAGAGAGAUGUAAGGGGUGUUUGAAAAUAUAACAUUGUGUAAGGCUGAAUUGGCUGUUACUAAGACAAUCACGCAAUGUCAGGGUAAUAUUUAUUUUAUAUUUCUGUAGAGGGUGAGGGGGAUGAGCAAAUCAAACAAAAAGAGGGAAAGCAAUGUCUCUCAUUCUGUAAAUGGAAAUAAAUAUUUUU